AUGGCCACCACUCAUCAAAACUCUCAACCAGCUCUCCCCUUACACCUCUGUUUCUUCCUAUUCACCCUCCUAAUCUUCCUUGGUUUCUCAUGGUACUCAAACUAUGAACCAAUAAUAGAGAGCAUAAUGGAUCAAGUGAAGUUGUUUCUAAUGAUUUCACCACUUCUGCUUCUGCUUGUUGUUCACUUUCUUUCCAACUAUGGAGAUGGAGGAGUAUUGUCUUCUUUAAUUCCUUUGCCGGAGAGAGAAUCACUUCAUAGAGCAGGUGGAACUCCUUGGGGUGUUGGUUUGUUUCUUGUUGUUCUUCUUUUCAUGAUUUCUUAUCAAUCUUCUUUUCAAGAACGUUGGUUUCCUCUACUCAGUAGGUGA
Molecule: messenger RNA, 369 nt
Organism: Lathyrus sativus (Indian pea)
Lineage: Eukaryota; Viridiplantae; Streptophyta; Magnoliopsida; Fabales; Fabaceae
Source: the annotation of a GenBank genome assembly